Molecule: messenger RNA, 2873 nt
Organism: Plodia interpunctella (Indianmeal moth)
Lineage: Eukaryota; Metazoa; Arthropoda; Insecta; Lepidoptera; Pyralidae
Exons: 22
Coding region: 190-2787 (865 amino acids)
Source: RefSeq, a predicted model, not a curated record
UACGUUAGUUGGUGACGUCAAAAAUAAAAAGCAAAACAAGAGAGAAAUGUCAAAUUCGAAUUUUGAUUGAUUUGAUCGCUUUGCUAUUUGUUUACAUCUUAAGUUUUUGUUGUAUCAUCUAAAUAAUAUUAAAGAUCAUUUUUAAUGCGGACCGAGUUCUUCUUCAAGUGAAAUUUUACGUGCUCUGCAAUGGAAACGUGUGUGCGCGGGUUUUCUUUUAUGCCACAAGAGAAUGUCUCCAUGGAAAGUCUGCAGUACAUAGAAGGAGAAGAGCUGACACGAAAAUGGCGCGCGAGUCGUCGAGAGCGGCUGAAGCAGCGGGAACAGAGGAUUUGGGAGGAGUUUGUGGAAAAGGAGAAUGAUGUACUGGCCACAUUGUGCAAAGAUGACCCGUACCAGUUUCUGGAGCAGCUGCCCGAGGAGUGCCUCAAGGAAAUGAUGGCGGAGCAGCUCAAGAAAAUGCAAGAGGAAAUUGUUGAGGAAGAGGUGAAAAUUGUGCAGGAAAAUGAGACGGGCCGCGGCGACUCCGCGCCGCACGUGGUCACGUUCGCGGAGGACGUGGAGCGCGAGGAGAUGUUCACAAUAUUUGACGACAAAGAGGAAGACAAAUCGGCUCCAGAGGAUGAAGGUACUGAUUCGCUGAGUCCGUCCACGGUGCGAGAGCUGUCACCCGACUCCCGCGCCAUCAGUCCUGACAAGGGUUCAAGUAAAUCAUCUGAAAACGUGGCAAAUGUGAUAGAAAACAGCAUAUACUUUGCCAAGGUGAAGGAUUUGAAGAACAGGAUGAGUGAAGAACUUGCGAACAUUGUCCUAGCCCUGGAGCGUCGCGAUGUGCUAAAUAUAGAUCCUGCAGACCUGGUCAAGAUGUGUCGCCGAUCUACAGAGUUCUGCUCUAGGUUCAACAGGGUGCACAUGUACCAGAUCAACAGACAGAUCAAUGACCUGGAGCGCAACAACAACGUCUGCCUGCCGUUCGCCAAACACACGCAGUUCCAAGCGCAGAUGGUGCGCAUAGCCUCCCUGCAUCAGAACAUGCUGCAAGCUUUCCAGAUAUUCCACAGGUCGAUAGAGCAGACGGCGUGCGUGCGGGAGAGCAUAGACACGCUGCGCGCCCUGGUGAGCCUGUGCCGCCGGGGCAGCGCCGCCUCGCGGCGUCACCUCGCCGCGGCCGGGAACCUCAGCGCUGAUAAAAUGAUCCCAUCGUGCGACGGUCUGGUGGAGGCGAUCAACGAGUACGCGGCCAAGCUCUCCAGCUACAUGGAUAGCACAGAGAACACUCACACGUCCCAUUCGCGACGCAGUUUGAAAACAAAGGGCAAGAAGAGCACCAUCGGGUCCUGGUCACACAAGUCUGGUAUCCCAGGGAAAUCUGUUUCAGGAACCCGGCUUUCAAUGUAUUCCUUAGAUACGAUGCGAAUUAACCUGAAGCCCAAAUCGUCCAAAGAAAUCUCCAGCGGCGGCACGUCGAAGGUGCGCUGCAACGAGAAGCGCGCGGGCGCAGGCGCGGGCGCGGGCGCGGCGCUCGAGGCGCGCGACCACAGGAAGCCCGUGCGCAAGCGCUCGCCCAGAUCCCGUCGACCGCUGAUGCGGGACCCUAACUCCGGCCGGACGAAGACGAAACGCAAGAUGCCGAAAGAGACAGAAAUCAGGACUAUGGUGGAAACUGUCGGCACUAUCACUUGCACAUCGAGCCGCGUGAGCUGCGUGAGCCCCCUCCCCCCGCUGAAGUCCCCGCGGCGGCGCAGCAAGGACGCCACGCCGCGCUCGCAGCGCAGCAAGGAGGCCGCGCCGCGCAAGCCGCCCGCCGCCGCCAGGUUCAAGCGCAGGCCGCCCAGCCCGCCCAUGAAAGAGGGCAGUAUGAAAGCGGCGCUGACGAGCAUCUCCAACGUGAUACCCGAGACGAGCGCGAUCGUUAGACCGAUUAUGAUGAGUGACAAGCGGAUUGAUACGCAGAGAAAAGUGCCUUUGCCAGUGCCAGUCAAACAAUGCGAGAUGAUGACGGAGACGCCGCGCUCGAUGUACGCGAGCGCGCCGUCGCGCUCGUCUGCGCGCUCGGCCGACGUCACGCCGCGCGCGACCGAUGCUGCCAGCGUUCUUGAUACACCCAGGGUCGUUGAUACGCCUAAAGUGACCGAAACGCCAAAGUCCGCGAGCGAGAUAGCACGAACUGUGGGCGAGGCCUCCCGCGGGGAGAGCUCUCGCCAGGAGGAGCGCGCGGGGGCGGUGGGGGGCGCGGGGGGCGCCGCGCGCCGGGGGGAGAUGAUCACCGCUGAGAAGAGGUGCGAGCUGGCCAGGGCGAGGAAGGGAUCAACAGCGUCGGCCAGAUGUGAAGUGACCAGGAUUGUGCGGCAGCUUUGUGGAGGGGACACCGCAGGGAGUCGGAACGAACGAGUGACUGGCGCGAAAAAUGCUCAACUCAUGUGCGUUAAUGGUUCUUCCAGUCCCCGUCAACCCAGUACUCCUCAGCUGCUUAGGAUAUUAGAAGAAACCAUCCAGAAGAAAGUGCCAAAGCAGCUGUUUCAGAAUAUGUCUGUGAAAGACAGCGCGCGCUUCCGCAUGACAUUCAACAUUCCUGAGCUGACAGCCGACAAGAUGUUCCAGUAUCGCACCAAGUUCGUGCAGCACAUGCUGGCCAGCCCCAUGUACGCCAACAGCCUGCGCCCGAAGCCCUGGGAGCUCAUCAGCAGGAUAUCAGACCAACUCAUUGAUGAAUUAGUGGGUACAUGCGCCAAAGAAAUGCAAAUGGAGGGUUUCAUUCAAAGGUUAUACAAUUUGGAGACGCGUUGACAUUGAAACUCUUCAUGGGUUAAAUUGUUUUCUAAAUAAUGUAUUUGUAAUAAAAUUUAGUUUCACAAUUAUUGUUUUAAUUCAUA